ACCCUGAGUGAAGUGACCUUGCACCUUCCUUCCUUGUACUUCCACCUUAAUAGGCCAUCCGGCCCUAUUCUCAUUCUUUUCCUUCCUCAACGUCGACGAUGACCUCCCAUUCACACUCGUCCUCUACCGCCAACGUCGUCGGCGUCCAUUAUCGUGUCGGGAAGAAAAUCGGAGAAGGUUCCUUUGGUGUCAUCUUCGAGGGGACCAACUUGCUCAAUUCCCAGACCGUCGCUAUCAAAUUCGAACCCCGGAAAGCUGAAGCGCCUCAGCUCCGUGACGAGUGUCGGUCGUAUCGUAUACUGUCGGGAUGCACCGGAAUACCUCAAAUAUAUCACUUUGGCCAGGAAGGUCUCCAUAAUAUCCUGGUGAUAGACCUUCUCGGUCCAAGUCUAGAGGAUCUCUUUGAUAUGUGCGGUCGCAAAUUCUCAAUCAAGACAGUAUGUAUGGCUGCCCGGCAAAUGCUUACAAGAGUGCAAACGAUCCAUGAAAAGAAUCUCAUAUAUCGCGAUAUCAAGCCAGAUAAUUUUUUGAUUGGACGGCCUGGCACCAAAGGAGCAAACUGCACAUACCAGUAUCGGGAACGGAAGAGUUUGAGUGGUACUGCGCGAUACAUGAGCAUCAACACUCAUCUGGGUAGAGAACAAUCACGACGAGACGAUCUAGAAGCUUUGGGUCAUGUCUUCAUGUACUUCUUAAGAGGAAGCUUACCAUGGCAAGGGCUUAAGGCCGCGACGAAUAAGCAAAAAUACGAGAAGAUUGGAGAGAAGAAGCAGACGACACCCAUCAAAGAGUUAUGCGAAGGCUUCCCUGAGGAGUUUGGAAUAUAUCUGAACUACGUUCGCAAGCUUGGGUUCGAGGAAACGCCUGAUUAUGAGUUCCUUCGCGAACUUUUCUCUAAAGUUAUCAAGACCAAUAAUGACAUUGACGAUGGAGUCUUUGAUUGGAACUUACUCAAUGGUGGAAAGGGCUGGGAAGCAUCACUGGCAAGUGCCUUCAUUAAUCUCGGAUGGCCCAGCACUCAUCCGCUGUAUUUUCAACAGGGUCAGCAAACUCAAAUACUGAAUCAAAUGCAAAGCGCGGGCCUCAGUCCUGACCGUCGACGCGAGCACCGCGACUCCGACCGACGGAGAGUUUCUCAGGGUGGGAACAACAUCGCACCUCCCUCACCAGCCCUUGUCAGACACGGUUCGAAGCAGCGCAAAAUACCCACCGCCCUUACACCCGGCGGGAAUAACACGGGUCAGAUCACACCCCACUCUGCAGCCGCCCAGGUGAACAUACCUGUUGGCUCAGGCCGAGGCGCACAACAUCCCUACGCCAAUGUCUCGGGUGGUGGCUAUGAUUAUGGGCGGGAGGCGGAUGAGGGUUAUUUGGGGCAGUAUGGACGGGCAUCGCCGAUGCUAUCAAGCGUGGGUGCUGCUCCGCCGGUGGUGAGUAAUGCACGGGCGAGAGGCGGUGACGUUGGCGUUUCGGGAGAGUAUGGCCAGGAAGCGGACGAACCACCACACAAAAUGAGUCUAUUUAGGAUUCUAACGUGUCGGUGUGGUUAA
This is a messenger RNA of Desarmillaria tabescens, 1550 nucleotides long. Its product is annotated as kinase-like protein. Gene Ontology annotation, biological process: endocytosis; signal transduction; peptidyl-serine phosphorylation. Lineage: Eukaryota; Fungi; Basidiomycota; Agaricomycetes; Agaricales; Physalacriaceae. Bases 99 to 1550 code for a protein of 483 amino acids. Gene Ontology annotation, molecular function: ATP binding; protein serine/threonine kinase activity. Gene Ontology annotation, cellular component: nucleus; cytoplasm. The transcript is spliced from 9 exons. The record is from RefSeq and is a predicted model, not a curated record.